AUGUAUAAACGUGAUAAUUAUGAAAACAAUAAGUUAUCAUCAUCAGUACCCUUAUCCUCAUCGGAACUUGAAAUUUUUCAACUUCUUCAAUCAAAUGAUAUUGAAAAAAUUUCUAAAUAUCCUUAUUUACUUCAUUCUUAUACUAAUAAAAUUUAUAAAUUCUUAAAAAUUUCCACAUUGGAAAAACUUCAAUCAUAUAUUAUUCCAUCUAUAAUUCGCUCAAUCACUGGUAAAAAUUUAACUAAUGUUUAUGGAAUUUGGUCAAUUGAUGAUGAACCAGAUGGAAAUAAAGAAUUCUUUGGAUAUUCAUUAUAUCCAUCAGCUUCAUUUUUUAAUCAUUCAUGCAAUCCAAACUUAAUUAAUAUUGAAAAGGGAGCAAACAUUAUUUUUAAACUUUUAAAAAAUAUUAAAAAAAAUGAAGAAUUAUGUAUAAAUUAUGCUAAUGCUAUUAAUGAUGAUUUAGAAAUAAGACAAAAACUUUUAAAAGAAUGGUUUUUCGAUUGUUUAUGUGAACGAUGUGUUGAAGAAAUGAAUUUAAAAAAUGCAAAAAAAUAA
Molecule: messenger RNA, 555 nt
Organism: Rotaria sp. Silwood2
Lineage: Eukaryota; Metazoa; Rotifera; Eurotatoria; Philodinida; Philodinidae
Source: the annotation of a GenBank genome assembly